AUGCGUUUUCAGAGAUUCGACUCACCCCCGGAAGUCACGAUGAGCCUCCUCGUCCUCUUCUUCCUGUCAUUUGCUGCCUGUGCUUCCCCAGUUUCAGCUUCUUGGUCGGUCACUUACCCGGACACUCUGUCGGCUGUCCAGGGUUCUUGUGCCGUGCUCCCCUGCACGUUCACCUUCCCAAGUGGAGUUUCCGACGCCGAUGGGAUCGUGGCCAUCUGGUUCAAAGACAUGGAUAAGCAGCCGAUCACCGUUUUCCACUCCAAGUCUCCGGAGACAAUCGAUGCUCGCUUUCAAAGCCGCGCUGAACUGCUGGGUGACCCCCUUAAACGCAACUGCACCCUGCUCCUGCGACACUUGACGAUGGAAGAUGUUGGCAAGUAUUCCUUCCGGUUCGAAGUGGUCAAUGCGAAUCGUUGGACGGAGAAGAAGCAGCUCCAGCUGACCAUCACUGAUAAUCCUGAUACACCCACCAUUGCUGCCCCCGGAGACCUGAAGGAAGGAGUUCUGGAGACCUUUAAGUGUUCCAGUCCAUACGUCUGUCCCUAUGACCACAGCUCCCUGAGAUGGUUUGGCUAUGACCCUGAGAUCUCAAGUGUAUCUGGAACAGUCCAGUUGGACACCACGGCAGCCAUCUCUAAGCAAACCCUCCAAACGACACUGACCUGGAAGAACCACCAACAGAAGUUGGUCUGUGAAGUGUGGGUCGGGACCAAGAAGGCCAGAGGGGAAGUUAUUCUCCAUGUAGGACAUGCCCCCAAAGGCCUCCAGGUGACCCUCGAGCCCCCCUCGAAGAACAUCCGGGUGGGAGAAACCGUGUCUCUAAUUUGCAAUGUCAACAGCAGCUACCCAGAACCCACGGCCUUCCGGUGGUUCAAGGAUGGCAUCGCCUGCGGGACUGAGAAGGUGAAGAUCAUCCAGCGUGCUUCCCUGAAGGAUUACGGACGCUACCAUUGCGAGGCAGAAAACGCACUGGGCACCGGGUUGGCUGAAGGGGUGCCGCUCCCCAUCUUUGCUGCUGUGCUAUCAGCCAGUCCUUCCUCCAGCAUCAGAGAAGGUGAGAUGGUCACCUUGACUUGUGAAGUCCCUGGAGAAGACCUUCAGGAGAUCCACUACAGCUGGUUCAAGAACAACAUCUGGUUCAAGGAAGGCUCUGCCCGCAUCCUGACCUUACAGGAAGCAACUGCCGGCGACACGGGCUACUACACCUGCAAAGUCCAGAACAAUAAAGGAAGCGAGACCUCUUCCAUCCUCAGCUUAACCGUCUUCUAUCCUCCUCGGUCUCCGUCCCUGGCCUUGUUCCAGGAGACCCAGAGGGGCCAGCUAGCCAUCGUCCAUUGCACGGUGGACAGCAACCCCCAGUCCACGCUGAACCUUUACCGGGAGCAGCAACUCCUGGCUACCACCAGUUCCCACUCGGCGCCCAACCAACGGAUCGGCAUCGUGGCCACACGCAACUCCUUGAAGCUGGAGAUCCAGAAGAUCACACCGGAAGAUGAGGGAGAGUAUCAAUGCGUGGCCACCAACAAGUACGGGAAUGCCACCACCUCCAGCUUCUUCAGGAGCCAAACGGCCAGGGUGGUGGCCAGCCCCUCCAACAAGCUGGUUGAAGGCCACCGAGUCACCCUGACCUGCGUCACCACCGUGGGGAGCGAAGAAGACCCCACCACGUACACUUGGUAUAAGAAUGCCAAGUGGCUAGAGCAAGGCCAGAAGGACAGCCUGGUCCUCUCAGCAGUGGCCAGAGAAGAUGCUGGGACCUUCCACUGUGUGGCCGAGAACAAGAAAGGAAGCCACAUCUCACCCCCCAUCACUCUGCACGUGCUCUAUGCUCCAAGCCUGCCCGUGAUGACCUCUUUCCUGGAGACCCAAGGUGGACACCUGGGCAUCAUCCAGUGCACAGUGGACAGCGACCCUCCCUCGGAGAUCGCUCUGUACAAGGGCGACAUCCUCGUGGGUUCCAACAGCCUCGUCCAGCUGGUCACCGACCCCAGAAUCCGGGUGACCUCCUCGCCUAACGCCCUGAAGGUGACCAUCCAGGAGCUGAGGUUGGACGACGAAGGAGAAUACGUGUGCUCGGCUCAAAACCGCUACGGAGAGACCAUGACCACCAUGGAGUUCACUGCAGAAACCGCCAGCAUCUCCAUCACCCCGUCUCCGGAGGUCCACGAAGGUGACGCCGUCCGUCUCUCCUGUACUCUCAGCGGGAACCUCCCAGCCUCGGCCAACUUCUCCUGGUUCAAGGAAGGUCUCCUUCUGCCGGGGGUCUUCGGGGAUUCCCUGCUCUUGGAACACUCGGCCGUGAGGGACGCCGGAGCAUACAAAUGCCGAGUGGAAUAUCCCGGAGCCAGCAAGAUCUCCAGCUCAGCCUCACUCUCUGUGUUGUAUGCCCCGAGGAAUCUCCGGGUGUCUGUUUUCACGGAGAGCGAGCGGGGAACCGUGGCCAUCUUCCAGUGCUCCGUGGACAGCCAUCCUCCAGCCACCUGGGUUCUGCGCAAAGGAGAUGUCGUCUUGGCCAGCAGCCACCCAAAGAACGAUUCGGCCUCUCAUCGGAUCAGCGUCACAACCGGACCCAACACCAUGCGAGUGGAGAUGUCGAGGGUUGUGCCGGAAGACGAAGGGACCUACAACGUUACGGCCACCAACGCGCACGGCGCCGCCUCCAGACAGCUGUACUUCCGGGUGCAAACGGCCUGGAUUCUGGUCAGCCCAUCCCCCGUGGUGCUGGAAGGGGAGCAGGUCAGCCUCACCUGUGACGUGAUGGGAAGCCUCCCAGAGGAUGCCAGCUUCUCCUGGUACUGGAACAGCAAGCACCUCCAAGGGCUCACCGACGGCACCCUCACCUUCCAGGCCGUAAGCCCCCAGGACGCCGGAGCCUAUUACUGCAAAGCCCAGACCGCUGAUGGGAACAGCCUCAGCAUCUCCCCGUCCGUCAGUCUAACCGUGUUUUACCCCCCUCGGAAGCCCCAUGUCACAGCUUUCCUCGAGACACCAAGCAGCCGAGUCGCCGUCCUUCACUGCACGGUGGAGAGCAAUCCCCAAGCCCAGCUGUCCCUACGCAAAGGCCAGGAGCUCUUGGCCACCAGCACGGACUCCAGUCUUGGCCACCCGCAGCGAGUCAAGAUUUCCCCCACGUACAACAGCCUGAGAGUGGAGAUUUGGGACGUGGUGAUGGAAGACGAAGGGGAAUACGCCUGUUUGGCCAGCAACCGAUACGGCAACGAGAGUGCCCAGAUCACCUUCAGAGCGGAGGCCGCAAAACUAUGGAUUUCUCCUCCAGACGUCCUGGAAGGGAAUUCUGUCAACCUGACCUGUGCCAUUGACUCGGAUGCCGUCGGGGAGAUGCACUAUGUCUGGUUUAAGAACAGCGAGUGGUAUGCAGAAGGCCUGGUCCAGACUCUGAUGUUCCACCAGGCGGCCAUAGAAGACGCCGGCACCUACUACUGCACCGCCCACACGCGGGAAAGGAUGCGCAAUUCCUCCUUAAGCACCUUGAAUGUCCUCUAUCCACCCAGGAAUGUGCUGGUCAAGUCCUUCUUGGAGAUCCAGAAAGGCCAGGUGGCCAUCAUCCUGUGCACCGCUGACAGCAACCCGCCUUCCGUGCUUUCCCUUCGUCGUGAUGACCAAGUCUUGGCGUCCACCACCUCCAAAGUCCGUGGGGCGCCAGGCCUGAAGCUGAGGGCUGCUUCCUCCCCAAAUUCCUUGAGGCUGGAGAUCCGAGACGUCAACCUGAAGGAUGAAGGGCGCUACGAAUGUUGGGCGAGCAACUCUCUUGGCCAAGCCCAGGCGUCAUUCAACCUCUCCGUGGAGACUAUAAGGCUGGUGAUCGAGCCCGCCCCAGAUGUGCACGAAGGGCAGCGUGUCUCUCUGACCUGUGAAGAUGCCAACUUCCAACCGUCGGCCCUCUACACCUGGUACAAAGAUGCCAGGUGGUUGGCAGAAGGUUCGGCCACUUCCUUCCUGCUCCGAGCUGUUACCCCCCAGGACAUGGGAUCCUACUCUUGUCAGGCUCAAGACGAAAGGGGCAUCAGGAUGUCUCCACCCGUCGCUCUCUAUGUGCACCAUGAGCCCAAGAAGGUCACCCUUACCUCCUUCCUGGAAAGCUCCUCGGGCAACCAGGCGGUCCUGCGGUGCGCCGUGGAGAGCUACCCGGCCUCGGAGCUGACCCUCCACCGGGGAAACGUGUUGGUGGCGGCUUCCAGCAGGCACUCGGGGCACCUGCCCGCUCAACGGUACGUUGUCCACGCCUCUCACAACGUCCUGAGAGUGGAGAUCCAGAAGGUCCUUCAGGAGGACGAAGGGCAAUACCUCUGUCUAGCUAAGAACGCCUACGGGACGUCUGCAGCCUCCAUCCACCUCAGGGUGCCGAGUGCAAGAAUCACCGUCGACCCAUCGCCGGAUGUCCCCGAAGGCACUCCGGCUAACCUGACCUGUGAGAUUGCCAGCCAGGGGGUGGGCCCCAUGAAUUACACCUGGUUCAAGAACAGCCAGUGGCUUUGGGAUAGCCCCGAUCCGUCCCUCCUGCUGAGCCGAGUGACCAGGGGUGACACAGGGGCCUACCACUGCCAGGCGACCGGAAGGACCAGCAGUCUGACCUCGGCCAUUGUCCUUCUGAAGGUGCACUAUGCCCCUGAACGCCCCUCCAUGAACACUUACCUGGACGUUCAGAACGGGAGGUUGGCUAUCAUCACCUGCCAAGUGGAGAGCUACCCACCUUCCAAUUUGACCAUUUCCAUGUACAAAGGCGGUCAACACCUGCCUGUCAGCACCAAAGGCUUCUCACCAGCUGGUCAGCGUUUCCACACCUUCUACUCGUAUAACAGGCUGAGGCUGGAGAUUCGGAACCUCACGGGAAAAGAUUCGGGAGAUUUUGUGUGUCAAGCUAACAACGUCUGCGGCAAUGCAACCAGCAGCAUCGCCUUCAAUGCAGGAGUGAUCUCUGAACUGACCAUCUACAAGAUUUUGACUUGGAUAGCCUUUGCCGUGAUCAUCAUAGCUGCUCUGAUCGUCGUCCUGAUCUUUGGCGUGCAACAGAACAGCUCCCGGAUAUAUCAAAAGUGGAUCACAUGGACAAAAGAGAAGAACAACAAGGAAGAGGUGCGGCCUGAUGGAAACAUAGAAGAAGAAGUUCAGUUGAACGUGGAGGCCCCUGACACUCCUCCUGCUGGACAGCCCUGCUUGUCCUAUAGAAGGCUACUCCGGAAGGCUGGCCCCGUCCCGAAAGAGGCUGUGUCUGAGGCUGUAUCUGAGGCUGUGUCUGAGGCCAGCUGUACAAGCACCAUGUGAAUGUACCAAAGAGGACCUCCAGAUGGGUGUACAAGCGAGACAACCCAGGGCUGAUCAGGAUGGACAAAGAUUGCGGGGUGGAAGACGUACUCUCUGUCUGGAAACCUUUUCAAUCCUGAGUUCAUCCUUGCCCAAAGACUCCCUUUGCCUCCCUCCCGAGCGCAACAGGGUUGGCCAAACGCAACGAUUUUCACCCAUGCAAAUUGUCCACUUCCAAAUUCAACAAUUUUCUGUUGUUGUUGGGUUUUUUUAUUAUUGUUUUAAACGAGAGCCCCUUUCGGUCCCACGUCGAAGCACCAGGCGAGAAAGCCGGAGGCCGUGAGUUGUAGCAUCGUCCUGCUGGGUGACUUUGGGCCAAUCAUUAGGAGGUUAUGAGU
Molecule: messenger RNA, 5660 nt
Organism: Pseudonaja textilis
Lineage: Eukaryota; Metazoa; Chordata; Lepidosauria; Squamata; Elapidae
Source: RefSeq, a predicted model, not a curated record